Messenger RNA from Somion occarium, 309 nucleotides. NCBI's taxonomy places the organism in Eukaryota, Fungi, Basidiomycota, Agaricomycetes, Polyporales, Cerrenaceae. The record is from the annotation of a GenBank genome assembly.
CUAAUAAACAAGGACAAAUAUCUUCCUCAACCUUUCCAUCGUCAUGGCUGGACAUGGAUCGGGCACUGGGUUCCACCCGCACCUUCCUGGCUUCAAAUAUAAGCUGCUCUCUACGACAUUGGGUGCAACAAUGUGGUUCUUCAUAUUCUAUCGUGCCCGAAAGGACGGUAUGAAACUUUUGGGCUUGAAGCAUCCAUGGGAAGGUCAUGGCCAUGGUCACGACGAUCAUGCCCACGAAUCGCACGCAGAGCAUCACUAGCCUGUAGACACUUUGAAUGCAAACCUCAUAUUACAUGCAGUGUUUCACCC